This is a messenger RNA of Chanos chanos (milkfish), 1901 nucleotides long. It is a transcript of the gene nr1h5, whose product is annotated as nuclear receptor subfamily 1, group H, member 5. The transcript has 11 exons. The record is from RefSeq and is a predicted model, not a curated record. Gene Ontology annotation, cellular component: RNA polymerase II transcription regulator complex. NCBI's taxonomy places the organism in Eukaryota, Metazoa, Chordata, Actinopteri, Gonorynchiformes, Chanidae. Gene Ontology annotation, biological process: negative regulation of transcription by RNA polymerase II; positive regulation of transcription by RNA polymerase II; cell differentiation. The coding region runs from base 110 to 1564 and encodes 484 amino acids. Gene Ontology annotation, molecular function: zinc ion binding; nuclear receptor activity; RNA polymerase II cis-regulatory region sequence-specific DNA binding.
ACUAAAGUAAGAGGGAGUAAAAUCAAGGGGAAAUUGGGAGAGUCAACAUACAGGACGGCACAGCACGAUCCCCUGACGUGUUUGACAGUGCUGGGAAUCAGCUGUCCAGAUGAGAGAGUGGGCAGAACACGAGAUGAGCAUGUCAGCCGGCGGCUACCUCUCUGGAUCUGAUGGCUAUGGCAUCACAGAUCACCUGCAGUACUACGAUGUGCUUGUGGAUCCAGUGGCUUAUCCCCUUCAAGAGCCAGACCUCCAAGGACUUCCCUAUAGCCAACAGCAUUAUAACCCCAUUAAUGUGCAGUUCUCUGUUUAUGGACCGCAGAACUCACAGUCGUGUAAUUUACAGUAUACUUACAGCCCCCUUUGUCCUGAGCUCCCGUGCGAGCCAGACGCAGAGGCUCCGGUCCAGGGGAGAGCAGCUGUGGGAGGGCUGCCCUUAAUGAAGAGGCCACGGCUGGGCCCCGGGGCUCGCAUUCGGGGCCAGGACGAGCUGUGUGUGGUUUGCGGAGAUAAAGCCUCGGGAUAUCAUUACAACGCCCUGACCUGUGAGGGCUGUAAAGGUUUUUUCAGACGGAGCGUGACCAAAAAGGCGGUGUACCGCUGCAAGAGCGGCGGAGGCUGCGAAAUGGACAUGUACAUGCGUAGGAAGUGUCAGGACUGCCGUCUGCGCAAAUGCCGCGCCGUGGGAAUGCUCGCAGAGUGUCUCCUUACAGAGGUUCAGUGUCAAUCAAAAAGGCUGAGGAAAGGAUCCAAGCACAGAGGAGGAGUCGGACUCAGAGCUGUGGAUGAAGACAGUACAGAGAGCGGAAGCGUCUCCUCCACAUGCAGACUGCCCGGCCGGGUAUUGGGUUUGUCCAGGGAACAGAAAUGUGUUUUGAACAGAAUGGUUGAGGCAUAUCGUCGUUAUAGAGCAAAGGAGACUACACAAUGGAGGGUACCUGAAUGGUCAAAUUUAGAAGAUGGUAGACUAAAUGAUCCCCAAUUUGAGAAGCUUUUGCAGUUCUCCAAGAGUAUACCUGGAUUUGAGCUCCUGGACUGCUCCGACCAGAAUAUACUUCUCUCCAGCUCCACUGUUGAAGUUAUGUUUCUGUUGUCAGCACAUCAGUUCUCAGAGAAUCCAUCCAGUUUUACUGCAGCACUGUACCCUCUGAGUGUUAACUUCAGUCAUAAUUGGCUGAGAGCCUUGGAUUCCAAAAAUGGCACCAUCAACGAUGUUCUCGAGAACACAGGAACAGGAGUUAAUGAGGAGCUGCUGAGGCCAGUGCUGAAUUUCUUCCAUAGCAUGGUUGCCAUAGCAGUGACAGAAGCUGAAUAUGCCCUUCUUACUGCAACUGCACUGUUGUGCUCAGACAGGCCUUCACUGCAUGCUGUGAGUUGUGUGGAGCGGCUGCAGGAGUUUGUACUGGAGCUGCUCUCCAGAGUGUGCAGUUCUCAGAGUGCAGCCCAAGGCCCUCAUGAUCCCCGCCGCUUUGCCAGGCUGCUGGGAAGGCUAACAGAGCUCCGAACACUACGCCACAACCAUUUCGUCCUCAUAAAACAACAAACUUGGGAUAUGCAGCCCUAAAAAUAUAUACAUAUAUAUCAAAAUAUAAAGUCUAUUGGCUACAGAAACUUCAUUUCAACGUACAUCGAAAUAUGUUUUGGUUAUACAUUUCAAUGCACUGUACAUUGUGUAAGAACACUGCACUUAAAGUGUGUACUUUGUUAGCUUUAAGGCAAAUCGAGUAUUUCAGUCAGCUUAAUGUCUCCAGCAAAAGUCUGUGAAUAAAGACAUGUUUCUAAUGGCUUGGCUUUAUAGUAUCAAAUAAUGCCUUAAAUGUAUAUUUUGAUAUGCAGGACAUAUUUUGACAGAAGUGUUUGUGUAUAGCUUCCUAUCAAAAUAUAAGAAUUUCUUUGUGAUA